AUGUCGCCAAAGUUUNAAAUCUAUGAGCUUGGUCCCAGUCCACUUGUUGAUAUAUAUUAUGAUCUAAGUUAUGGAAGAAGACCACAUGUUCUUCUUAUCAUAAGCGGACCAAGUACUUCAUCAGUUAUAUUAGAGAAUAAAAUUCGUUGGAUGAGCCCCAAGGCACCUCCCAAUCGCUUACGACAAGGAAUACCAAAUCUCUUGCCAGAUUUAAUUGAUCAUGUUUUACCAAGUCACUUAUCAUAUGCUCAACGUGUGUCUGAGAAAGACACAAUUAUAGAAUUUAUAAAGGAUCUUAACAAGCUUCAAGUUGAGCAAUCACGACGUGGAUUUUGGGAUAGCUCUGUUUUGUACAAUAUUUCUAGUUUACAUUCGAUGUACCCAGUUCUAAACUGGACCUUAUUAAUCCCAAAGAACUGGAGUGGUCCAAUAGUUGUAAGAAAUGCAGAUUAUCUAAAGGCGCUGCAAUCAUUUCUUACAAAAUAUCCAUCUCGAAUCGCACACAACGCUAUGCUAUUGUUAAGUGUACUGGAAAUUUUACCAAAAGAUUUUCCAACUCCUGAGGUGUGCACACGCUCUAGUAUGUGGGCUUUACCAGAAUUAGCCUCAGCACUGUAUAUUUCGCAAUAUUCGUCAAUUGAUUCAAAAGACAUAAUAAAACGGGCAGAUAUAAUCUUCAAAUCGCUCAAAGCUCACCUAAAACGAGCUCCUUCUCUAAAAGGCGCUGCGCUUGUAAAGCUGUCAGCAUUAAAAAUUCAAUCAAAGACAUGGGAAGGAUUCACGAACGUAACCCAUUUAACAAAAUCAGUGGAACGCCUUCAAAUCACGCCGGAUAAUUGGCUUCAAAAUAUUUUAGAGAUAUAUAAAACGAAUAAAAUCGUACCGAAUAAAAUAAAUAUGGACUUUAGCUCCCAUGAUGCAUGGGCAUACCCUAUUGUGUCGACCAUAUUCUAUGAUACAUUAAGCCAUUCAAUUGUUGUUCCUUUGUCGGUCAUACUAAUACCAUAUUUUAAUGCACGAUUGCCUCCAUAUCUGCAUUAUGCUUCAGUUGGCGUUUCAAUCGCCAAGGAAAUUUUACGUUCAAUAACAAAAAGCUUUGAUGAUAAGGCAAUGCGUUGCGUUCCGCAUUCCGUCAAUAUAUUUUCAAACUUUAGUCGCAUGGAUAUAUUAAUUCAUUCUGGAGGAAUGCAAAUUUCAUACCAUUCCAUGCUUUCACUCACUGGUCCAAUCAAAGGAAUGGCACGACUUCCCGGGUUGAAUUUGACACCAACGCAAAUUUUUUUUUUAGUUUCUGCGCAAGAGCUGUGUUCUGAAUCAAAUUAUCUAGGAAUCGAUACUAACGCAACAGAGUUUGACCACAUAUUGGGUUGGCUCAUUGCACAAGGAGGCAGUGCGACAGAAGUUUUUAAAUGUCCGUCGGGCUCUAUGAUCAAUAUACAAAAAACCUGUAAUGUGCUCUAAAAGCAAAUCGGAAA
Molecule: messenger RNA, 1475 nt
Organism: Drosophila arizonae
Lineage: Eukaryota; Metazoa; Arthropoda; Insecta; Diptera; Drosophilidae
Gene: Nepl16
Product: Neprilysin-like 16
Biological process (GO): proteolysis
Cellular component (GO): plasma membrane
Molecular function (GO): metalloendopeptidase activity
Source: RefSeq, a predicted model, not a curated record